Trichosurus vulpecula (common brushtail) is the source of this 2379-nucleotide messenger RNA. RefSeq names its product tigger transposable element-derived protein 1-like. The transcript is spliced from 4 exons. The coding region runs from base 114 to 2252 and encodes 712 amino acids. The record is from RefSeq and is a predicted model, not a curated record. Gene Ontology annotation, cellular component: nucleus. Gene Ontology annotation, molecular function: DNA binding. NCBI's taxonomy places the organism in Eukaryota, Metazoa, Chordata, Mammalia, Diprotodontia, Phalangeridae.
CUCCUCCGGCCCAGGGCGCGGGGUCAAGUGUCUGUUCGAGGCAGCCGCGGGCCUGCGUGCGUGCCACGCCUCCGGGGCGAUAGAGUGGAGGACAAGCAGGUGAGCCCUGGACCAUGGCUGUGGCCCCAAACCCGCCAGAGCAGGACGGGCUCCUGAUCGUGAAGAUCGAGGAAGACGAGAGCCUGUGGGAGCCGCAGCCUGUUAUGCGGAGGGCCGGGGAGACCCCUGAACUGACGGACCCCCGCCGGCGUUUCCGAGCCUUCCGCUACCAGGAGGCAGCUGCGCCCCGUGAGGCCCUGAGCCGGCUCCGGGAGCUCUGCCACCAGUGGCUGAGGCCAGAAAUUCGGACCAAGGAGCAGAUUGUGGAGCUGCUCAUUCUGGAGCAGUUCCUGAGCAUGCUGCCCCCAGACACCAGGCCCUGGGUGGAGGCCCAGGGUCCGGAGAGCACGGAGGAGGCUGUCGCCUUGGUGGAGGACCUGAGCCACAUGCUUCAGCGGAGCGCUCUGCCUUCAGCCCAGGUACCCGCCCAUUCUGCAGAUCUGGGGAGUCUCAGAAACCAGGAAACCAAACUCUCUGACAAAUGCCAGGCUGCCCCGCCUCCCAUGUUGGGCCCAAAGAUCUCGGCCAAAAGGCCCCUGAGUGGGAGUGACAGCCGGAGCACAAAGAGAGACCGCAAAGCCAUUAACUUGCACGUUAAGCUGGAAGUACUGCGGAGGUUUGCAGCUGGUGAGAAGCUCAGCCGCAUUGCCAAGGCCUUGGGACUCUCCACUUCGACAGUGGCCACCAUCCGAGACAACGAGGACAAGAUCAGAGCAAGCUCUCAGGCCGCCACGCCCCAGGUGGCCACCAAGCUGACCCGGAGCAGGAGCCUGGUGAUGGAGAAUAUGGAGCGGCUGCUGAGUGUUUGGAUCGAGGAUCAGAACCAGCGCGGCGUGCCUGUCAAUGUCUCGACCAUCCAGGAAAAGGCCAAGAGCCUGUUCCAGGACCUGAAGCGAGAGCAGGGACCAAGUGCGGAGGCCGAGACAUUCGGGGCCAGCCGGGGCUGGUUCACCAGAUUCAAAGCCCGCCACAGCUUGCCCCACCUCGGAACAAGCAGCGAAACAGUCAGCACAGACAGAGAAGCUGCAGCCAAGUACCCCGAGGUACUGAGGAGGGUUAUUGAGGAGGGCGGCUACACGCCGCAGCAGGUGUUCAAUGUGGAUGAGACUGAGCUCUUCUGGAAGCGCCUGCCCGACAGGACCUUCAUUUCAGCAGAAGAGAAAACAGCGUCCGGGUUUAAGGUGGCCAGAGACCUUCUGACCCUCCUCCUGGGGGGCAAUGCCGCUGGUGACUUCAAGCUCAAGCCGUUGCUGGUCUACCAUUCAGAGAGCCCCCGUGCUCUCAAGGGCUUCUCCAAACCCAACCUGCCGGUGAUUUGGCGCUCUCACAAGAAGGCAUGGGUGACCAUGAGCCUUUUCCAGGAAUGGUUCGUUCACUUUUUUUGCCCAGCUAUUGAGAAAUACUGUGCCCAAAACAACCUCCCCAACAAGGCCCUGCUGAUCCUGGACAGCGCACCAGGACACCCGGGAAAUUUAGAUGACCUGUGCGACAAUGUACGAGUGGAGUACCUCCCCAAGAACACCACAGCCUUGAUCCAGCCCAUGAACCAAGGUGUGAUCGCCACGUUCAAGGCUUGCUACCUACGGAGAAUCUUCCAUCUGCUCCUGCAAAGAGUCAACAGGGACGACAGAGGCACGAUCCGGGAAUUCUGGCGGAACUACAACAUCCUCAACGCGGUGUACAACGUCGCUGAGUCAUGGGAGGAGCUCGAGGCGGCGACCAUGAACUCUGGGUGGAAGAAGCUGUGGCCAGAGUGUGUCUCCAGUGACCAUGAGGCUCUGCCGGCAGAGGCCGUUAGGCAGAUCGAGCAAGAGAUCGUGAGCCUGGCCCACAAGCUGGGCUUCGGAGACAUCGUGGAGGCAGAUGUGGCGCAGUUGCUGCAGAGCCGCGGUGCCGACUUGUCCAAUGAGGAGCUGAUGCAGCUGGAGCAGGAGCGAGCUGCCGGCGAGGAGAGCGAGGACGCCCCACCUGCCCCUCGCCAGCUGACAGUGAAGCAUCUGGCCAAAGCGCUCUCGCAUUUUGAUGCGGGGCUUCAGAUCCUCACUGAUAAUGACCCCAAUCUGGAGCGCAGCCUGAAAGUGUCCAGAGGUGUCCAUGGCUUCCUCAGCUGCUACCGUGACAUGUACCUGGAGAAGAAGCAAGGGCCCAGGUAAGGGGCUCGCCCUCCCCGAGCUGCUGUCCUUCCCAGCGCUGGCCACGUCUUUACUCUGCAGCUUCCUCUGAGGAGACUUUUUAUCAAAGCAAAAGUUUACUUUUAAAAAUACAUGCUUUGAAAGUUUG